Molecule: messenger RNA, 1416 nt
Organism: Durio zibethinus
Lineage: Eukaryota; Viridiplantae; Streptophyta; Magnoliopsida; Malvales; Malvaceae
Source: RefSeq, a predicted model, not a curated record
UUUCAUUUCAGCAGCGACAGGAACAUAAGUACGAGAUUUAGUUCGGGGGUCAACUGCCAAUGAGAGUGUACGCAAAACAGCGUACGACUACUCACACCGAAUCCCUUCUCAGUUCUCUCAUGCUGAUUUGAAUAUUUGGUGCCAUAUUGAGGGUUGCCCGUUGCCCGAUGUGAUGAUCAUCAUCAAAUCACAGAUUUGUAAUAUCUUUCCCCAAAACCAAAGUUUCAUUGUGAAACCCUAACAACAAAUCCGUUCGAUUCCAACUUGUUUCUUCACGAUCGAGUUUGCAAAGCAUUUUCCUGGUUUAUCAGUUUUGAGCACAGAAGAAAAUGCUGAUGGGUCAUACAGAUGGUCUAUCAGAACAUCGGUCCUCAAAGGACCGGCUACUUGUUGAUCCUGAAGAACUGGAAAAUGGUUUCCAAUUAGAUAGUUCUGACCAGAUAUUGUACACUGCUUCCUUUGAAGAACUGGCAAGAAACAAUCUUCAGUAUGACACCAUUAUAUGGGUUUCUAUAUCAUUGUUGCUGGUUUUGGCCUGGGGUGUUGGCAUCAUCAUGUUGCUCUACCUGCCCUUUAAAAGAUAUGUGCUUCAGAAGGAUAUUUUGUCGCGCAAGCUGUAUGUCACACCUAGUGAAAUGGUUUACAAGGUUUCGAGGCCUUCUUUCAUACCCUUUUGCGGCAUAAUAACAAUUGAGAAGCAUGUACCACUUUCCAUGGUGAUUGAUAUUAUAAUAGAACAAGGCUGGUUGCAAUCCGUGUAUGGUAUCCAUACCUUUAGAGUUGAAAGCAUAGCCCAUGGAAAAGCUGCACCUGUUGAUGAACUACAGGUUCAAGGGGUUGCAAACCCGGCAUUUCUGAGAAAGGUUAUUGUAAGAGAAGCUGCAAAGGCUAUACAGGAUGUUGGUAAAAGUUGGAAACUUUCUACUGUCACUGGUGAAGUGGAAGCUGUAUCUCGAAUGGCAUCAUUGAAAGAAGGGCAACCUAUCCUAAGAUCACCAGCCAAAAGUUGGAAGAUGACAGCUUCACCGCAUCAUUCUUCUGUCGAGCGCAGAGCAGUGGUGCCUGGAGAGUUGUUUAUGCAAAAACUUGAUGAAGUCAAUAAAUCAGUAAAGAAAAUCGAGUUACUCAUCCAGAAGUCCCAGGCUUCAUCAGAAAGUAGUUGAGAUGCCGUGGGGCUUACUGACAAUGGAAUCAUAAGUAGCUUCAGUUGCAUGAAUGCAGAGUUAGCUUCAUAUUAUCAAACUUCAGAGAGUUCUUUUCUCAGUAAAUAGCAAUCUUUUCCCUUUUCUUCUUGAUGUUUUCCAGACACAUACUUUGCUUUUUAUACAAAGUUCAUUACUUCAAUUGUUAUUUAAAAAACUCCCAAUUGUUCUUUGCAAAAACUUUUGGCAUAUCCUCAAACUUCGAAAUUCUCAU